This is a messenger RNA of Cooperia oncophora, 408 nucleotides long. Lineage: Eukaryota; Metazoa; Nematoda; Chromadorea; Rhabditida; Trichostrongylidae. The record is from the annotation of a GenBank genome assembly.
CUGCAUUAUUUCAGAUUCAGCUUCGAUCAAGAGGUCCUCUCUUAUUCAUAUACAGCCAUAGACGGUGUGAUUAACUACUCUAACAGCUAUGUCGAUCUACCGUUGAACAUCUCCUCGUCAUCAAUCUGUGCUGUGUGCUACUCUUAUAUAAUUUUCUAUGUGUACAAGAUGACCCAUCUCUAUGGCAAAGGAGCGGUGGGGAGCAAGAAUCGACUGAAGGAGUACAGAUACGCACUACAAUUCUGUGCAAUCUCCAUCUUCUACCUCUCAGCUUGGGUAACGUUCCGAGUGUUUCCUGUGCUGAUAGGAACCAGAGGAGUCGAGUAUUUCAUUGUCAUUUCAAUGUGUGUGACAGUGAACUCAUCUGCCAACGCUUUUGUUUACAUUACAUCAAAUCAAGAGAUAUAA